Molecule: messenger RNA, 2208 nt
Organism: Diachasma alloeum
Lineage: Eukaryota; Metazoa; Arthropoda; Insecta; Hymenoptera; Braconidae
Gene: Trap1
Product: heat shock protein 75 kDa, mitochondrial
Exons: 12
Coding region: 1-2100 (699 amino acids)
Biological process (GO): protein folding
Cellular component (GO): mitochondrial inner membrane
Molecular function (GO): protein kinase binding; ATP binding; ATP hydrolysis activity
Source: RefSeq, a predicted model, not a curated record
AUGGCAGCCGCCUGUAGACUCCGGCAUGCGAUAAAAUGUGGAAAAUUGUUUUCCAAGUCCAUAAAUUACAGUCAGAGGCUUGGAAUUCUGGAAAAUCGACUGCUCCGCUCUCCAGGAUCGUCGUUAUCGCUGAGAAAUGCGAGAUUUCUGUCCUCCCAAGCAGCUCCUGAGAGUGCCCCAGACGUGGAAUACCAUAAUAUUGUCAAAAACACUGAAAAACCAACAGGUGAAAGUGCUCAGCAUGAGUUCCAGUCAGAGACUCGAAUGCUUCUGGAGAUCGUUGCAAAGUCGUUGUAUUCUGAUAAAGAGGUAUUUGUUCGCGAGUUGAUAUCCAACGCCAGUGAUGCCCUCGAGAAAUUACGAUACCUCAGACUGAGUGAGAAUUUGUCCCCUGAAGAAGGUGGAGAUAGAGAGUUGGAGAUCCAUAUUGUGACUGAUAAACAGAAUCGCACGCUGACGAUUCAAGACACAGGAGUUGGAAUGAUUCAAGAGGAGUUGGUGUCCAACCUGGGGACUAUUGCGCGAUCUGGCUCGAAGGCAUUCCUGGAGCAAUUGAAGGAAAAACAGGCAGCAGGGGACUCUGCCAGUAUCAUUGGGCAAUUCGGGGUGGGAUUUUACAGUGCAUUCAUGGUUGCUGACAAGGUUGAAGUGUUCACGAAGUCUUAUGAAAAGGAGGCGGAGGGAUUGCACUGGUCUUCUGCUGGAGCGGGUACUUACGAGAUCUCUCGAGCAGACGGGGUUCAGCCGGGGACUAAAAUCGUGAUGCACCUGAAGGCUGACUCUAGAGAAUUCAGUGAUGAGGAAACUAUUAACCGGAUCAUCAAAAAGUACAGUAACUUUGUGGGCAGUCCAAUCUACGUGAAUGGCAAACGUGUGAAUGUAAUCCAACCAAUUUGGAUGCUCGAUCCGAAGGAAGUAACGGCCGAGCAGCACGCCGAGUUUUAUCGCUUCAUUUCAAACUCGUACGACGCACCCAGAUUCAUCCUCCAUUACACUGCUGACGUGCCCCUCAGCAUCCGAGCUCUCUUGUAUUUCCCAGAUGACAAGCCAGGACUGUUUGAACUGAGCAGAGACACGUCAGUGGGGAUAUCUCUCUACAGCAGGAAAGUGUUGAUAAAAAGCAAGGCUGACAAUCUGUUGCCAAAGUGGCUGCGCUUCGUUAAAGGUGUCGUUGAUUCUGAGGACAUUCCCCUGAAUUUGAGUCGUGAAUUGUUGCAGAAUAGUGCUCUCAUCAGUAAAUUAAGGGCUGUUUUAACAGCCCGAAUAUUGAAAUAUCUUAAUGAGAGAUCGUCGAAACAACCUGAGGACUACAAUGAGUUUUACAAAGACUAUGGAUUAUUCUUGAAGGAGGGAAUUGUCACGAGUCAGGAUCAAAACGAAAAGGAGGCAAUUGGCAAACUUCUCAGAUUCGAGUCGUCAGCGAAGCCGGCUGGAGAGCUGGUUAGCUUGCCCAAGUACUGCGAGGGACUCUCCCAGGACCAGAAACACAUUUAUUAUCUGUCAGCCCCAAGUCGGGCAUUAGCAGAGCAAUCCCCUUACUACGAAUCCUUUAAAAAACGAAAUUAUGAGGUCCUCUUCUGCUACGAACCAUACGACGAACUAGUUCUGAUGCAAUUGGCUCGUUUUGGCUCUCGUUCGCUCACCUCUGUGGAAAAAGAAAUGAGAGAUGAUGUGGAGUCGACGAAGGAAAGCACAAUUGAUGCGAUAAACAAGCAGGAAGUCGAUAAAGUUCUCGGUUAUAUGAAGAGUGUCCUCUCGAAGAAGGCCGCCGAAGUCAGAACGACAAAUCGUCUGGAAUCUCAUCCGUGUGUCAUCACAGUCCAGGACAUGGCGAGUGCCAGACACUUUAUCAGAACCCAGAGUCAUCAGCUCAACGAAGAGAUGAGGUACAAUCUGUUGCAGCCACGUCUGGAGAUCAACCCCAAUCACCCAAUCAUCAAGAAACUCACGACUCUGAUUAACUCCGAUCCAAAAUUGGCUGAACUGUUGACACAGCAGCUCUUCACAGCGGCUAUGGUCGGAGCUGGACUCGUCGAAGACCCAAGAAUACUGUUGACAUCGAUGAACGAAUUACUGACGAAGGCACUGGAGAAACACUGAUGACUCAUCUCCAUUUGGGGCGAACAUUGCAUUGGAAAUGUCAAGGAGAUUAUGCUCUGUAUAUAAGUGUAUUAAAUAAAGAUCGAAUCUGAUUGUGAAUGAUGAGAA